AACAGUGUCUCACUCGGUCAGUCGGUCUAGAGGUUCGACACCAGAAUAACGCUUUUUUUCUCGCCGUGCCGCGUGCGACUCGCGAUCAUCAUUCCGGCGGGGUGGUGGAACAUUCCGCCGCAUUCCUGGUCCCAGCCAAACCAACCCGGUCACCGAACCUCUUCCGGAUUAGGACGUUCGUUUUUGAUUUGUGUGUGAAAUUUGAACGAGGGGACCUCCAUCGCGGUGAACUAUUGUUUGUUUUUCGGUGAAAUUUGUCAAAUUUGCCGCCGGCUUUUCCGCAGUGGCGUUUUUGGAGGAAUCCGACGGAGGACUUCGACGCGGGAGCAGGCAGCGAACCCGACCCAGUGUGAAAAGAAUAUCGAAGAAGAGUUUGACAUAAAAAGUUUGUGUUCAUAAAUCAAUUCAGGUUUGAAAGUAUUUUUUUGUGAAGUUCCCAACCAGAGCAGAACUGGCCGUUGGUGAAACAGUUGCGCCCCGUUUUUUGUCAGCGCUCCUCCUAACAUUACUCAACUUUUUUGCACCGGGGUUUUCCAGCGAUUGGCGAUCGCUAUCACAGUGAUACUGUUCAGCAACUACAGAAGAAGAAGAAGCAAAAAAAGGAUCAACGAAGCAAAACAGUUUGGUGGAAAGCGGCUGAAGAAGGGCCGAAGAAGGCAGCGAAAAAAAAAUCCGUGUGUAGAUCAUUAAUUAAUUUUACUCUGUCGAGUGGAAAAUUAUAUGUAAAUUUCUUGCACGAGGGGUGCAUCAACGAGAGAGAGAAAAAAAGUACCCUCCGCGCAAAAAAAAAAUAGUUUUACACCCCCGGGAGAGAGAAAAAAAAAUGUAAUAGAGAGCACUGAGCGGUGAAAAGUUUGAUCAACCGAAGAUAAGAGUGUGGCGCGAGUGGAGCGCCCCUCGGCAAACGUCAAAAAAUGGGAACAGCGCUGUGACUUCUGCAUAGGGGAAGACAAAAUUGGUAAACAAAAAAAAAUCUAAACAAGUGAAAACGCGCUCGCGCGCCAAACAAGUGAGACAAAAUUCGAGUGCGAUUACAAUCAAGAAGUGAAACGACCGGGAAGAAAACAAAACAACAACUAGAAGCAGAUUGCGCGAGAGAGAAAUGUAAACAACGAAUAAAAAAGAUCAUUUAGUGGAGUGAGAAAGUUAAGGCGAGUUAAGGCGCUUAGAAAAAGGAGUAACAACGGUCGAAAAAGAGAAGUUUACAGUUAACUACAAGCGCGCUCAAACACAUACAAAUAAAAACAACCAGAUUGAUGAAUAGUGUAAGGAAGAUGAAAAAUUUAAGGUUAAAAAGUGGCAUUUGACAAGUGUGACGACGAGUGAAUGUCAAUAUCGAAGCAGGCGUUCCGCAGACAAACAAAUGGAUUAGCGCUGGGAUUAACUUUUUGACAUUUCGUCGGUCCCGUUUGAAUUUUUGUCGCAGCCUCCUUCGAUUUUUGUUGUUGCUGUCAAAUUCUGAUUCCUCCCUUGAGUCUAAAUUUUUCGCGACACUGACCACUCUCACACCUGGCCCGGCUGGUCUUCUAAUCAGGUCUUGCGGAUUGUUAGCUGAUCUCAAAUGGAACGAACGAGAAGGGGUAGGUCGUGCCGAAGGUGAAUGCUAGACGAUGCUUAACAUGAUGGUUCUGAUUGACCGGUGACACCACAGAGGAAAGAGACGCGGGAAACGGAAAAUGCAUCACAACGUCACUGCCAUCAUCAGUUCAACGCCAGCAAACUGCCAACAAUCUCCGGACCCCGGACUGAUCCCCGCUAAUUGCGCCCGCUCGAUCGCACCGUCGUCGCGCCUCAAUUUAAAAACAUUUAAAUUUUCGUAAUCUUCCCAAACGGCCCGCGAUUAAAAAGUGGAAGAAAAAUAAUUUCGCCUUUUUAGAACCCAAACCAAAUCAGUUCGACCCUCGAAUAUUUAUGUUGGAACUCAUCACGAAUGGCAUAAUGACUUCAUCGGGCAUGGACAUCAGUGAAUCGUUUCGGCCCGAAGAUCUGGGAAAGACGGACUUUUUCGACUUUGUCGGCAGUGCGGGAACCCGGGACGCCGCCAAUGGUGGCCAGAGUGAGGAAACUGCAACGAGUGUCGCCGCGGAUCGACCUCCGGGGGUUGGGGGAGGAGGUGGUGGCGGUGGAAGUUCGGGAACGUCGUCCUCCUCCUCCGCCAGCAGCAGUAGGAACGGGCCGGAUGGCGGAGUCAACGGAAGUGGUGGUUCGGUGGCGGACAGUGGGAACGGGUCCAGUGGGAGCAGCACCAGCAAUAACCAGCCUCUGCAGGGAUUCGAUCAGUUCUGGGGACCUGACAAAGAUGCGAACCGGCUCGACCAGACGAUGUUCGACGACAUCAACCGGUACUGCUGGAUCCAGCAGCAGGGUAGCGGUCCCGGCCAGCAGCCGCAGCAGCAGGCUGGAGGAGCGGUCAGCAAUACGGUUGCCGACACCGACGGACAGAUCUACACUUUGACAGUAUUGAAUGGUGCGCCGGAACCGUGGGUCCUCCGGAAGGACCCCAGCGCGGCGGAACCACCCCCACCUGCCUCGAAUCUCGAUCUCGACACGAUCCUCGGCGGCUUUCCGGGGUACGUCAAGACGGAGUGCUUCUCCUACGACGACAGUGGCUUCGGCACGGACCACCACGGCAAGGAGGACCAGCAACAGCAGUUGCUGAACCAGCAGCAGCAACAACAACACCAGCACCAGCAGCACCUUCACCAGCAAGUACAACAAAUACCAGUGACAUCCACCAACAUCGUGCUGUCCAACAGCCUAAUGGACCCGAACAGUGUGAUAGCGUACCAGAACAACAACAACAACGACUGGCAGAUGUCGGACCACAACGUGAUAGAGCACGAGACGACAUCGGAGUCGUUGCUUCGGUGUGCCCUUCAAGGCAAGGGUUACACCAAGGGAACGGCCGUCCAGCUGCAGAACGGCGGCAUCACCGUCAUCCCGGCCGGCCAAAUCAAAGAGGAAGACCUGCGGCGACUGGUCUACACGGGCGAGGCCGACACGAUGGCGUACGCCGACUCGACCCUGUCGGCGAACCCGCUCUUUGAAGAUUCGACGUUACACUCGCCCGGCUCGAAUCACAACCCUGCCGUCAACAACCCGCAGCACGUGCAACAUCCGGUGGUCGGUGACCUCGGGUCGGGCGUGGUCGUCGACGACAUGUUCCUCACGCUCGACUCGACCUUCACCGAGGACUACGAGAAGCUCAAACGGAUCGCGUCCGAAGUGCAGCAGUUUUGUACAGACAACAACAACUACACCGAGAUUAUCGUCGAAACCGCCGCUGCCAUCAACCAACACCAGAAUCCUGCCCUCAUCAGUAGCAAUAACAGCCUAGUGAUAUCCAGUGCGGCGGCCAACGCCACCGGCCACCACGCAAUAUCGACGACCACGUCGUCCGACGUUGUCACGACAACCUCCACCACCAAGGUCAAAGCGCCUCGUUCAUCCAAGAAGUACAAGCGAUCUCUCAACAACAACAGUGCAAACUCCACCACUACCACAAACAACAACAACAACAGCAUAGCCGUCAACAACAACAACAACACCAGCAUGAGCAACCUGAACACGACGGCCGUCUCCAUCCUCAGCAGCACCACCUCCAGCAGCCAAAACCCCAGCAGCAACCCCAGCCCCACCGGCCACUGUAACGGCCAGCGGAAGGAGCGCUCCCUCCACUACUGCUCGAUCUGCUCCAAGGGCUUCAAGGACAAGUACUCCGUCAACGUGCACAUCCGAACCCACACCGGUGAGAAACCCUUCGCCUGCUCCCUCUGCGGCAAAAGCUUCCGCCAGAAGGCCCACCUCGCGAAGCACUACCAGACGCACAUGGCCCAGAAGAACCCCGCCGGAAACGUCAAAGCCGGCAAGCAAAGUCGAGCUGCCGCCGAACAGGCGGCGGCAGCUGCGGCCGCAGCCGCACUUCAGCAAUCACCGGUUUCGGUUGCCGCUCCUCCUCCUCCGCUGCCCUCGCUGACGGCGGCGGGAACCCUCCAGUCGCAAGCGGUGGCCUCGUCCGGCGCCACGGCGGCGCCGAUCCUACUCAACACUGCCACCAUCGUUGCCAGCCGGUAAUCCGGAGUUUCCUCGCUCUCUCGCUUUGAAGACACUUCCGAAAGUGGCG
Culex pipiens pallens (northern house mosquito) is the source of this 4123-nucleotide messenger RNA. RefSeq lists its product as uncharacterized. Bases 1912 to 4074 code for a protein of 720 amino acids. The transcript has 6 exons. The record is from RefSeq and is a predicted model, not a curated record. Gene Ontology annotation, cellular component: nucleus. Lineage: Eukaryota; Metazoa; Arthropoda; Insecta; Diptera; Culicidae.